Thalassophryne amazonica is the source of this 5348-nucleotide messenger RNA. Its product is annotated as complement C1q-like protein 2. The transcript has 10 exons. Bases 136 to 972 code for a protein of 278 amino acids. The record is from RefSeq and is a predicted model, not a curated record. NCBI's taxonomy places the organism in Eukaryota, Metazoa, Chordata, Actinopteri, Batrachoidiformes, Batrachoididae. Gene Ontology annotation, molecular function: protein binding.
GUCGACUGUCAUCUGUGGAAAAUGGUCUGAAGGAGGGAGACCGACGUCUGGCUGAACUGAUGACUGAGUGUAGAGCUCAAUCUGCGAAUCUUUCAAGGCUGGAAAAUGGGCUGAGUGUGAGUCAGCGUCGUCUGGAUGAUCUGCGGACAGAAUUCCACAGCUCAAACAUCCAAACUGUUGGAUCUGGAGAGAGACGUGAUCGUGAGACACAGCGGACUGGAUGUCGUGAAUGAAGCCUGUCAAGCUGAGCUGUGGGCUGUGACGCUCAGACUGAACUCCACCGAGUACCAGAUCCACCACCUGACCACGGAACACACAGUCCUGCAGGUCCGAGUGAGAGGCAGCGAGGCCGCGGUGCACCAACUGGACUCACACAUCGAAGCUUUGGGGCACAAACUGAGAUCCACUGAGGAGCAGCAGAAGACUCAGACUUUAGAUGUUGGAAUCCGACUGAACUCCACAGACAGACUGAUCCAGGAGCUGCAGAGCGAUACAGCAGAUGUGAGCAGCAGACUGAAUGUUACUGAAGAUCAGCUGGAGCAGCUCAGAAAUACCAAUGCAGAUGACCUGAAGGUGGCGUUCUCAGUCGGUCUGUCUGAUUCUGGGUCAGUUGGACCGUUUGAUGAGGAGCAAAUUUUAAUCUUCACGAAAAUCUUCUUCAACGUUGGCCGAGCGUACAACCAAACCGCAGGAGUGUUCACAGCUCCACUCAGAGGCGUUUACUUCUUCAGCUUCACGGCUGCAGAUUUCCUGAAAGGCUACAUGGGCGUGUACCUGUACAAGAACCGCCAACCAGUCACCUUCAGCCUGGACCUGAACGAUCACGGCGGCUACGCUUCAACAUCCAGCGGCGUGACCUUGCAGCUGGACAAGGGCGACGUGGUCUGUCUCAGACUGCCGGCCAGCUAUCGGCUCUACGACGACUCACGAAACUUUUCCAUCUUCUCUGGGUUCUUACUGUUCCCCCUCUGACCAGAAGGAGCGCGCAUUUAAACAAAACAUUUUACUCAACAUCACGCAGUUUCAGGUUCAGGACACAAACAGUCUAUGCCAGAAACUACGAGCAGGUUUGAUUAAAAUUUAACUCAACUGGAAGACAUAUCCAAGAGAAAUUCCAUCCUUUUGUCAGGCAAAACCUUCUGUGUCCUAAAACUCAAGAACUGUAAAACCCUCAAAAUUUGUAUAUAUUAAUACUGUGAACACAAAGAUCUGUGUAUAAAAUCAAUCAAUCAAUCAAUUGCGCUCUUCUGACAUUUAUAAAUGCCUUUUUUUAAACCUGUAUUUUAGGUUUCAAGUAGGAAAUGUAUCAGAAGCCCUGAAAUGCUCACAUCACCCACUGGAUGGCAACAAAAGCUGCUCAAAUGUGCUGCAAGGUCUCAACUGUUUAUUCAUUUGAGAAGUUAACUUUUUGGUGAAAAUAAGACGGACUGACAGACCAAAAUCAACUUAGUUUUUACAUUUUCACAGGUAAACUCAACAUUACUGCAACUUUAAAACUUUUAUUCAAUUUUGACAAAACUCCAUACAGUAGAAACUGACCUUUGACCUAUAUUCUGUCUUCUGAAGUCAGUUUGUUUUCUGGAAUACAAAUUCAGCACCAAUUAACCAGUGAUGCCAGUGCUCUUUGCCAAAAUUGUAAAAACCGCAAAUGCUCAUUUUAGUAAUUCUCAGUAACAAAGACUGAAAAUCUGUGAUGAAACUGCAUCAGUCAUUUUUUCCCCUUUACAUCAUCUGUAGUCCAACAGCAAGAACGUGAACAGUGUCGUUAUCAGUAGUCCUGCAAAAUGCAAGUUUUGAUGCACAAUAAAUUGUCAGAUUAAACUGGGUUGUGAACAAAAUUGACGUUCAUUUGGACAUUCAACACAUGUUCAAUAAAAAAAAAAAACACCUUUUGCUCAGUUCAGUGCAUCAGUUUGGUUCUUGCUAUUUUUCCCCCCAUUAGUUUAAUUUACUUAUUUUUUUUCUUGCAGUUCACAUUACAUUUUCAAGAACUUAAUAUGUCAACAGCUGUCUUAAAAGCCGAUACUGAUCUGAUACUGACUGAUCGCUCUGUUGUUGGUGUCAGUGUAAACCGCGACCUUCCUUUGAUGGCGUCCUUAUUACAACAGCGCCACACAAAGAUGGAAGGGAUGUGGGUCAGUUUGCUGAAUAGCAUUAAGAAUCAAAUAACUGUGAAUGGCACAGGUUCAAGUACCCAUGUUGGUGGAAACAGUCUGUAAGUAGUGAUGGCCAAGUGCAGCCUCAUGAAGCAUUAGGGUUUUUUUUUAGAAUAAAUAAAAUGGUAAAUGGGCUGCAUGUUUAUAGCACUGUACAAUGAUAUCUCACAUUCACCCAUACAAUGACAUCAGAGUGCUGCCAUACAAAGCACUCUCUACACACCAGGAGUAACUUGGGGAUUAAGGAUGUUGCCCAAGGGCCCUUAGUAAUUUUCCAAAAUGACGGCGGUUUGAACCGAGGAUCCUCUGGUUUCAAGCCCACUGCUUACCAACUAGACCACCACCUCCACUGGAUGGCAGUCUCUUCAAAAAGGAUUCAAAGCAAGCUGAAGUGCAUUGUGCUUUGCACUUUUGUUUUUAAAAGCGACUGCCUUCUAGUGGGCUCAACAAAUGCCAUAUGCUCCACGAGGCCUCAUUUGGCCAUCACAUUUUUGUCUGAUUAAAACAAGAAGCAGCAGUACAAACAGCACCAUUGUUUGUUGGCUAUUUGGUCUUUCAUUAUGACCCAUAAUGCAAUGCAUCACUGCAUUGUGCUUUUUACUAUGAGUGUCUUGAGUUCUGUUAUUGAGUAUUUGAGCAAAAGUGCAGUGAGGAAAAGUUUGACAAUCCGGUAAGCCUGGGCCAUUUUAGAUUAAAUAAUAUCGGCAGUGAAAAUAUGAAACACAAACGAACUUUUCUAGUGACUUUUCACACGUGCAUCAUUGCGUUGUUGCAUUAUGGGUAACGGCAAAAAAAAUGCAAUGGUGAGGAUGCAGGCCGUACAAUCUGCUUUGCUCCCAGUAAGUGUGUAUAUAUUUACUUAGGUAUAUAUCCAAGGUCAACAAACUGUGCAGUACAUUUGUUAAAUGGGUUUUACUGAACACAUACUGGACUCACCCGACCCACUGCAGACACACUGUGCGCACAAUUAUGAGGCAAGUUAUAUUCUUGAGGCUUUUUUUUCUUGAACAAACGUAGCACUCUGUCACUCCAAAUCUGAAUGUUUAACAAAAGAAACGUCAGUUUUGAUGUUCUCAGGGGAACAUAUAUGUGUGCACAGUUAUUAGACAACUAUCAGUGUGCAGAAUUAUACAACUAAAUUAUUCUUAUUAGAGUAAGUAUAAUCAAAAUGAACUGAAUAAUAACUUUUGCAAUUUCAAAAAAUGGUUCCGUGUGUCCCUUCAUGAUCCAGCCACGGGUCCAUUGAGAGUCACUCAUUUCAUCUGUCCAUAAAACCUUAAAAAAACAAAAUCCGUCUUUAGAUAUUUCUUGGCCCAAUCUUAUUUCAACUUGAGUCUUGUUCAGCGGUAGUCGUUUCAUUCUUCCUGAAUUUGGCCACUGAACACCUUGAACUGCUGGAGCCUUCAGGUAGGUGGCAGAUCUGGAAUAUGGUGGCACGGGAGGAUGACAUGUUCCUGGGUGCAUCAUGUUUGAUUCUUAAGUCUUUUGGAGUUAAUUUGCAUCUUUUAUUCUCCAUACGUUUCUUGCCACCCGUAUUUGCAACAAAAUGUUUGAUUGUCGGAUGAUCACUCCCCAAUAGCUCAAUGUACGCAUUUGGUAGCAGCGGACUACAGGAUGCCGGACUGACCGCGAGAGACCGUGCCAUGAAGCUGAUGCAGCACACUGCAGUCUGUGUUUGGAAUACAUGUUGCCGUGGUGACAGGCCCAUUAAAGGCAUGAUGACUGAACACUGCCCCCCCCCAGCAACAUAUGCUUAUGUGGUCAUCUCAACAAUAGGGCAGUGCAGUUUCGCUUGAACCCUGCAUAAUAUCAUGGGAUUUGACGGGGACAGCCUCCCGUUGCGUAACACAAACACAGCAUCACUUCACAUGGAUAAAUUGUGUACUGUUUUAUUUUUCUGCUGCAAUUACCAAAGCAGUCGCGAAAAGUGCUUUUUUAUUUCCCGCUUCUCAGUGGAGAAGGGAAGACAAGGCAAAUGUGAGAGGUCGUGUCGGUAAGUGUUAGCCUACACAGCUAAUGAGAGUAGCUGCAUUCUCUCGCAUGUACAACCUCGACACGUUUGAGCUCCGGGUCGUAAAUGUAUCGCAACACGUCGACUUUCCACCGCAUCAUCGAUUUUUCUUUCCAUUUUCACUUUGUUUGCAUGCAAUUUGCCCAAAAACUCUGUGUUGUGUUUCUGUCUCUGGAAGUAGAGAAAUUACAUCAUAUGCAUCAUAUUUUACCCCUUUAGCACCUACCCUCAAAUGAGACUGCACUGCCUACUUGCACCUACGUUUUCAUAGCAUUUGAGUUCCUGAUUUGUUUGUUCAGCUUCGUAAAACUUCGUAAAAACCUUGCAACUGUUAGAAUGGUCUAAGCAGUGCGUCACCCCUCUGUCUAGUCUGCUUGAGGUUUCUUCCUCAAUAUCAUCUGAGGGAGUUUUUCCUGACUACUGUCGCCUAUGUGCUUGCUCUAGGGGUUGCUAAGGUUAGACCUUACUUGUCUGAAGCACCUUAAGGCAGCUUUGUUGUGAUUUUGAGCUAUAUAAAUGAAAUAAACUGAAAUGGAAUAACUUAGUUUUUCUGGAGUAUUGCAUCCCUCUGAAAGGCAUUUCACAAUUUUUUUUGACUUUCCAGUGAGUGUUAAAUCUCUCUUUACCCAUUUUGUUUGUGGGAAAGUAGCUGUCUCAUAAUUAUGCACAACUCAACAUCAGGUGUUAAAUGACUUUCAGCCACACCCUCCUCCAUUACACAAAGACAUCACUUGAGAAUGGUCAAAUCCGGUCAGCAUUCAGAUGUCCUGGAGAUGGAAAAUAUGCACAGCAAUGACUGCAUGGUCAGAAUAACCACUUGCCUCAUAUGUGGGCACAAUGUGCUGUACUGAUGCCCCACUUAUAAUACAGAGUAUUUAUCUAUUUUUCCAUUCGCUUGAUUUGCCAUGCUUAGGGAUUUGCGUUUACCUUCUAUUUUCACACUGUACUUUGCCCUACUGUUACAAUUUUAUUAUGACUGUUGCUCUGACACUGCAAAAUCUCCCAUGUGAGAUGAAUAAAUCAUCUUAAAAAAUGGGUGAGCCUAUGAAAACAGCACUGUAAUUGCUGCAGUGUUGACCUGAUUUGGAGAAAAAAAAAAGCCUCAAAUUACAGCCUAGUCUUCAAACUCAAAUACAUUAUUUGCCCUUAACUGGAAUUGUCUGUGACAGCUAAAAUAAAAA